Molecule: messenger RNA, 1199 nt
Organism: Hibiscus syriacus
Lineage: Eukaryota; Viridiplantae; Streptophyta; Magnoliopsida; Malvales; Malvaceae
Product: transcription factor MYB44-like
Biological process (GO): regulation of DNA-templated transcription
Cellular component (GO): nucleus
Molecular function (GO): DNA-binding transcription factor activity, RNA polymerase II-specific; RNA polymerase II cis-regulatory region sequence-specific DNA binding
Source: RefSeq, a predicted model, not a curated record
CUCUUCUCUCUUAUAUAUUCUUCUUCUCUAUCUCCCUCUAUAGUUUAAACUGAAAGAAGAAAGAAGAAAGAAGAGAAAAAUUGCAGAUCAAAAUCUGCCCUUUUGCAUGCCUUUAAAUCUGAUUCCAUGGAUGUAACAAGCACAUCAAACAGAAAUGAAAUAGAUCGGAUCAAAGGUCCAUGGAGCCCCGAAGAAGAUGAGUUGCUCCAGAAGCUGGUACAGAAACAUGGCCCCAGAAACUGGUCUUUGAUCAGCAAAUCUAUCCCAGGCCGAUCCGGUAAGUCCUGUCGCCUCCGAUGGUGCAACCAACUGUCUCCCCAAGUUGAGCACCGCGCCUUCACACCGGAAGAAGACGAGACUAUCAUCCGAGCUCAUGCCAGGUUCGGUAACAAGUGGGCCACCAUAGCUCGACUCCUCAACGGCCGUACCGACAACGCCAUUAAAAACCACUGGAACUCCACGCUUAAACGUAAGUGCUGCUUGUAUGAUGGUAAUCCGGGAGGGGAAGAUCAGCAACCGUUGAAAAGACCGGUGAGUGCCGGAUGCCCAUCGGGAUCCGAUGUUAGCGAUUCCAGUGUUCCCGUUUUGUCAUCCUCGCACGUGUACAAGCCCAUUCCGAGGACAGGCGGAGUUAACGUUGAUGUCAAUGUUACGACAGCCGGGAUGGAGGCGGCGGCGUCUUCUAACGACCCCCCGACUUCACUGAGUCUGUGUUUGCCGGGUGCAGAGUCAUGCGAGGUGUCAACUCACCCGAUUGCUGAGUCAACUCAGAUGAGGAAUGAAGAAAGGGGAAGUGGGGUGACGGGGCUGAGUGCGGAGUUUAUGGCGGUGAUGCAAGAGAUGAUAAGGGCGGAGGUGAGGAAUUACAUGGUGCAGCAGAAGAGUUCAUUGGGUAUGUGUUUGGGUAGGAAUCUUAUGGGUAUGAACCAAGUUGGGGUGAGUAAGAUGGAGUGAGUUAAAAUGAGAGAAAAUCUGGGCUGUGUUUUCUCGUAAAUUAUUUUGUUGAUUAAAGAAAGUGAGAGAAGGCCGUCUCUUGGCCUUGCUAAUGUUUCAACAAAGGUUUUACUCUAAGGGAAAACAACUUCCUUUGAUCAAAAGUUCAAUCUUAUUUCUUCUUGCGUUUUAAAGAUCUGGAAACAAGACAAUAAAAUAUCCAUGCUGAUAUUUUCUUUGAAAAAUUACCAUCCGGAUUAGUUUAA